This is a messenger RNA of Ahaetulla prasina, 2205 nucleotides long. RefSeq names its product succinate-CoA ligase ADP-forming subunit beta (gene SUCLA2). The coding region runs from base 94 to 1497 and encodes 467 amino acids. The transcript is spliced from 11 exons. The record is from RefSeq and is a predicted model, not a curated record. Gene Ontology annotation, biological process: tricarboxylic acid cycle; succinyl-CoA metabolic process. Gene Ontology annotation, cellular component: succinate-CoA ligase complex; mitochondrion. Lineage: Eukaryota; Metazoa; Chordata; Lepidosauria; Squamata; Colubridae. Gene Ontology annotation, molecular function: succinate-CoA ligase (ADP-forming) activity; ATP binding; metal ion binding.
UUCGGAUCAGUUCCUCUCUUUCUGCGCAGGCGCCGGGUGGACGGGCGGGGCUGUUCUCGGGAGCGGCGGGGCCCCGCAGGAAGGAGGUCGAUCAUGGCCGCCUCCAUGAUCUGUACGCGGGUGGUCGCCGCGGCCGCCCGGCAGCUGAGCGGGUGCCCAGGUGGCAGCGGCCACGCGGCUUUGAACGCUGCUGCCAAGGUUAUAGGUGGAAAUCCAGUUUUAUUUAAUAGACGUGUAUUUCAAGUUCAGCAACGAAGGAACUUAUCACUGCACGAGUACCUGAGUAUGGAAUUACUGAAAGAUGCUGGCAUUUCUGUUCCAUAUGGAUUGGUUGCACAGACACCAGAGGAAGCUUACAACAUUGCAAAAAAAAUAGGUGCAAAGGAUCUUGUUGUAAAGGCACAAGUUUUAGCAGGUGGCAGGGGAAAAGGAACAUUUGAAGGUGGCCUUAAAGGAGGAGUGAAAAUAGUUUUUUCUCCAGAAGAAGCAAAAGAAAUAUCCUCAAAAAUGAUUGGAAAAAAGUUGUAUACCAAACAAACAGGAGAAAAGGGCAGGAUAUGCAAUCAAGUAUUUAUUUGUGAACGCAGAUAUCCCAGAAGAGAAUACUAUUUUGCCAUAACCAUGGAACGGUCAUUUCAGGGGCCUGUUCUCAUUGGCAGUUCUCAGGGUGGUGUCAAUAUUGAAGAUGUGGCUGCCGAGAAUCCUGAUGCAAUCGCAAAAGAACCAAUUGACAUUGUAGAAGGCAUUAAAAAAGAACAAGCCAUCAGGCUAGCCCAGAAAAUGGGAUUUCCUACUAAUUUAGUAGAUGAAGCUGCUGAAAAUAUGAUUAAGAUAUACAACCUUUUCAUUAAAUUUGAUGCCACUAUGGUAGAAAUAAAUCCAAUGGUUGAAGAUUCAACAGGGAUUGUGAUGUGUAUGGACGCAAAGAUAAAUUUUGAUAGCAAUUCGGCUUAUCGUCAGCAGAAAAUCUUCGACCUGCAGGACUGGACCCAGGAAGAUGAGAGAGACAGGGAUGCAGCAAAGGCAGAUCUCAAUUACAUAGGAUUAGAUGGAAGCAUUGGAUGCCUGGUGAACGGAGCUGGUCUGGCAAUGGCUACAAUGGAUAUAAUUAAACUUCAUGGAGGCACUCCAGCAAAUUUUCUUGAUGUCGGAGGUGGUGCUACAGUGCAACAAGUAACUGAGGCCUUUAAGCUUAUAACUUCAGAUAAAAAGGUUCAGGCUAUUCUAGUAAAUAUUUUUGGUGGCAUUAUGCGAUGUGAUGUGAUUGCCCAAGGCAUAAUUAUGGCAGUAAAAGAUUUGGAUCUAAAAAUACCUAUUGUUGUACGGUUACAAGGUACACGAGUUGACGAUGCCAAAGCUUUAAUAACAGACAGUGGUCUGAAAAUACUUGCUUGUGAUGACUUGGAUGAAGCUGCUAAAAUGGUUGUGAAGCUUUCUGAAAUUGUGACCCUAGCAAAACAAGCCCAAGUAGAUGUUAAAUUUCAGUUGCCAAUUUAGUCCAGUAUGUAGUUAAUAUCCUAAUCCUUCAUCAUGUUUUUUUUUUCUCUGAAAUGCUUUUCUUCUCCCCUUUCCAACUUUUAUGUGUGUCUGCAUUUGAUGUGUAGUAGUGUUAAUGUCCACAUAUAGGUUUCACUUUUCUAUGAAUAGAAUGUUUAUUGUAAAAGAAUGGUUUGAUGCUGAUUACUUAAGUUGCAGAUCUUAGUUCCUUAAAUUUCCAAAUGCAAACUGAGCAGUUCUUAAUAUAUCUGUUGUAAACAAAAAAUACAGAUUUGUUUUUUCCAAAUAUAAGUUUGAUGUGAAUAGAAUUUUCCCUUUGCCUUUCUGAUAAUUAACCAGGUGAUAAGACUGUUGAGAGUAGAUAUGAGCAGUUACAAUUGCACCAUUCAACAGCAAUUCAGGAAGCACAAAAAUAUUAAAAUAUUAUGAUUGGCAAAUAGUGGUAAUGCAUUGAAGAUAUUUAUAUUCUGCAGUACACUGAAUAAAUGGAGCAUUUCACUUAACUAGUUAUGGACAGUAUAUGUCUCCAGUUAUUGUUUUCUAAAGCAACUACUCUAUGAAAACAGUAACUUAACCACUACAGCAAAUACUGUAACAUUUAAUUUUUAAUUUCUGGUACCAUGGAGUUUUCUGUUUGUAAACAAAUAAAUUUAUUUAUCUUAGUGCUAAGCAGACAUGAUAUAAAGUAAUAAAGUUUUUAAAAGCUCA